Peromyscus leucopus (white-footed mouse) is the source of this 4393-nucleotide messenger RNA. It is a transcript of the gene Morc4, whose product is annotated as MORC family CW-type zinc finger 4. Gene Ontology annotation, cellular component: nucleoplasm; nucleus. Lineage: Eukaryota; Metazoa; Chordata; Mammalia; Rodentia; Cricetidae. The transcript is spliced from 18 exons. The record is from RefSeq and is a predicted model, not a curated record. Gene Ontology annotation, molecular function: zinc ion binding; ATP hydrolysis activity. Bases 301 to 3171 code for a protein of 956 amino acids.
AGGAGCGUCUGUCAGGAGAUCGCCAUAUUUCUGUACGGCCGUGGGGCAGCCCCGGCAGUCCGUGGGUCAGGAGAGGUGCUGACAAGGCGGGGCAGACGCUGGGCUUCUCCGGCUUUACCCCUCCCGCUGAGGACAGGUGGCUGCAGCGCGCCCCGCCUCCGCCAGCUGCGAGUGGGAACCAGGGAGGGCCAGUCCGGGACGGCCACCGCCAGCUGCGAGUCGGGGGACAGCUCGAUCUAGUGCGGGACAGCCGGCCGAAGGGUCCGGCAGCGGCAAACGAGUAUCCUGGCGGCCAAAAAAAUGCUCCUGUACCGGGGGGCCCCCGUGGGCCCCGGCGCGCCGGGCGGCGGACUGGCCCGGCCGGGCAGCGUCCCGCAGGCCUUCGGGAUCCGCCUGAGCACGAUGAGCCCCCGCUACCUCCAGAGCAACUCCUGCAGUCACACGCGACCCUUCAGUGCCAUCGCGGAGCUGCUAGAUAAUGCUGUAGAUCCAGAUGUAUCUGCCAGGACCGUCUUUAUAGAUGUCGAGGAAGUCAAGAAUAAACCUUGUUUGACCUUUACUGAUGAUGGAUGUGGGAUGACACCUCACAAACUCCACCGGAUGCUCAGCUUUGGCUUUACAGAUAAAGCAAUAAAGAAGAGCCAGUGUCCCAUCGGGGUCUUUGGUAAUGGUUUCAAGUCGGGUUCCAUGCGGCUAGGAAAAGAUGCUCUUGUCUUCACCAAGAAUGGAAAUACUCUCACUGUCGGACUUCUGUCACAGACCUACCUGGAGUGUAUCCAGGCCCAGGCCGUCAUUGUCCCAAUUGUCCCAUUCAGCCAGCAAAGCAAAAAAAUGAUUGUUACUGAAGAUUCUUUGCCGAGCCUAGAAGCCAUCUUGAACUACUCAAUUUUCAACAGUGAAAAAGACCUGCUAUCUCAGUUCGAUGCUAUCCCAGGGAAAAAAGGCACCCGUGUUCUCAUUUGGAAUGUCCGCAGAAACAAAGAUGGAAAGUCUGAGCUGGACUUUGAUACAGAUCAAUAUGAUAUCCUGGUAUCAGACUUUGAUGCUGAAGAAAAAGACAUCAGUGGUGUUACCUUCCAGCCGCCAGAAACAGAGUAUUCCUUACGAGCAUUUUGUAGUGUUCUAUAUAUGAAGCCCCGGAUGAAGAUUUUUCUGCGACAAAAGAAAGUGACUACCCAGAUGAUUGCUAAGAGCCUUGCUGAUGUGGAACAUGAUAUAUAUAAAUCUCCCUUCACGAAUAAGCAGGUGAAAAUCACAUUUGGAUUCUCUUGCAAAUAUCAUAACCAGUUUGGAGUAAUGAUGUAUCAUAACAACCGCCUUAUCAAGGCCUUUGAAAAGGUGGGCUGCCAGUUAAAGCCAACUCGUGGAGUAGGCGUGGGAGUAAUUGGAGUCAUUGAGUGCAAUUUCCUAAAACCUGCCUACAACAAACAAGACUUUGAGUACACCAAGGAGUACCGGUUGAUAAUAAGUACUCUUGCCCAGAAACUCAAUGCUUAUUGGAAGGAAAAAACAUCUCAAGAGAAUUUUGAGAACUUACCUAUAUCCAGGAAGAUUCCUGACCAGACAUGGGUACAAUGUGAUGAAUGCCUGAAGUGGAGAAAACUUCCUGGAAAGGUGGAUCCAUCCACAUUACCUGCAAGAUGGUUUUGUUACUAUAAUCCCCAUCCAAAAUACAGGAGAUGCUCUGUUCCAGAAGAACAAGAACGCAUGGAAGACUUAUACCUGAGCAAGGCUAAGCAACAAGAUGAAACUGUUGAGAAGAAGCAGAAGCCUGUGGAAGGUGACAAGCACCAGGUCCUCAGCCAUCCACUAAAGACUCCCACUACACAAGAUAUGGGUGAACGAACUGACAAGACGAUUGGAUAUGAGCAAAUCAAUAGCCCUAGCCUGCUUUCAUCGGGUGGGGAAGAAAACAGAUCACCUCUUCAACUUAAGUCUCUGGAUUCCAGUGUUUUUCAGUUUUCCAGUCUUCGGCGUGUUGUUUGUGAAAUGCUCAACUCACAGUCAAAUAGAGAAAAGUGCUUCAGGAAGCGUUUGGAAGUAACAGAAGGAAGUAAGUACAAAUUGAUGCUCGGUGAGGAGCCUGUGGAGAAACGAAGGAGGCUCCAGAAUGAGAUGACGCCAUCUCCUAUAGAUUACUCCAUGUCCAGUCCUUACAGGAGGGCAGAAGCAGCUGCGGCCUACCCAGAAGGAGACAACAGCCAAGAUCAAUCCAGUUCUGAGAGAAGCACACCACCAUACCUCCUACCAGAAUACCCAGAAGCAAACAAGAAUAUAGAGCAGAACCGGGAAGCUCCAGCACUUGGUCCAGGGGCCCAGGGCCAAGACCAGGAGUCCCUGCUUCCUGAAGAGCUAGAAGAUCAGAUGCCAAGAUUGGUAGCAGAAGAAUCUAACAGAAGUAGCGAGAACAUAAACAAAGAAGUGAAUAAAGGGCCUUUUGUAGCUGUAGUCGGUGUUGCAAAGGGACUUACAGAUUCAGGAGCUCCCAUCCAGCUAAUCCCUUUUAACAGGGAGGAGUUUGUAGGGAGAAGAAAGGCAGCAGGAUCCUGGAACCGGAAUCCUUAUUCUUCUGGGGCCCCUGCCGCAGCCGCUGCAGGGAAAGGAAAAGGCUGCCAGGAAAGUGGAGGGCGCAACAUGCCAAAGAUCAAGAACCAGAAAGAAUUGGAGGAAUUGAAGAGAACCACGGAAAAACUGGAGCGUGUUCUGGCUGAAAGGAAUUUGUUCCAGCAAAAGGUAGAGGAGCUGGAACAGGAGAAGAAUCAUUGGCAUUCUGAAUUUAAGAAAGUUCAACAUGAAUUGGUGACCUAUAGCACCCAGGAGACAGAAGGCUUGUACUGGAGCAAGAAGCAUAUGGGUUAUCGCCAAGCUGAAUUCCAGGUUCUGAAAGCCGAACUAGAAAGAACCAAAGAAGAGAAGCAGGAGCUAAAAGAGAAACUGAAAGAGACAGAGACACACCUGGAAGUACUGCAGAAGGCCCAGGUCUCCUGCCGGAAGCCAGAGGGAGAUGACCUAGACAGGGCUUUGGCAAAGCUUACGCGGCUACGUAUCCACGUCAGCUAUCUCCUUACUUCUGUCCUCCCUCACUUGGAGCUUCGUGAGAUCGGGUAUGACUCAGAACAAGUGGAUGGGAUCCUGUACACGGUGCUGGAGGCAAAUCACAUACUGGAUUGAGCACCAGACUAUAUAUCCUCUCCUCGCUUUCUCUUCUCUGUUCUGCCUGUGUGCUGUAUGCCCUCCCUUGUCUCGCUCCUCCUUUCUUUCCCUCCCCCAGCCUUUUUUUCUUUUUCACCUGUAUGCCUUAUAUCGAGAAUCUUUAAAUAAGUCCUGGUUCUUAAUCAGUGUGCUUUACAUUCAGAGUGGGUGCGGAGAAAGAGGCCCGUUAAAUAGCCGUUUAAGAGUCCAGGAAAAGAAAAAGCAAUAGUCACCAAGUUAGGUGACCUGAAAGCUCUAGUUUUCAUGAUCUAGAUACUUGGCCUGUUUCAUGUUCUGAUAGUGGUUCGUGUUCACUUAGGAUAAAUGGGUCAGCAAAUGUUGGGUCCAAUGUACCUGGUGGGAUAAAUCAGGCUUUCAGCCCUGCCAAGGUUGAAACAGUCUAGUUGGAAGCACAAGUCACAGCAAGUUAACUAAUGAUCCAAAGGAGGGUAUAGUGUGUGUGCGUGGUGGAAAGAUGACAGAGAAGAUGAAGAAGAGCAAUGUAAAGGAAGGCAGUGCACCAUAAGUGGGACCUAAACGAAGCAUCAAAAGAGUGAGCACGACAACACUCUGAAUCAUGCUUGUUGCCUAACUGGUAGGAUUAUGGUUGAUAGUUUUUCUCCUUCCUAUCUUCUUGCCCUUUUCAAAUUUUCUAUAGCAUUCUUGUUAUUCUUCUUACAUUGGAAAAUAAAUUGUUUUGAAAGCUAAUAAGUAGGCUUGAAUCUGGGUGUCAAAUGAGAUGUUUAUGAAAGUAUAAAGUCAUUUUACACUUAUAAUUUAUGUUGAGUUUAACAUUACCUCUGGGGAGACAGCAUAAACAAAUGUGCAAAAAAAAUCCAGAAUGUGAAAAAUGUGUUUGGUAAGAGUAAUAGGUUCAUGUAAAAGGAACCCACCAACGAACUCACCAAUUCUCCGUGGCAUUUUUAUUUUAAUAACAGAUAUGUGAAAAUAAAUAUAUAAGGAUCAAAAUUUUGUAUGUAUCAUCACAUUAUUACAUUUUAGAUAUCAGGGGAAAUAUUUUAGAAUAGAAAGAUUUAGUUGCCAUCCCUUGUAAUAUACCUACAUACUUUCUAGGCUAUAUAGAAUAAGAUGUAGACCUCAGAGUACAGAAAUAUACAGUACAACUUAUACUCAUGCAAAGAUAGUUUUAUGAAUCCAUUGCUUUAUUAUAUUUAUGUAGUAUAAAGUCUCCAAAGAGUUA